Molecule: messenger RNA, 1320 nt
Organism: Pieris macdunnoughi
Lineage: Eukaryota; Metazoa; Arthropoda; Insecta; Lepidoptera; Pieridae
Source: the annotation of a GenBank genome assembly
AUGAUCAGGAAUAUUGUGUUUUUUCUGACAUUUACUUUAAUAAGUGCAAAAUUCAAGUUUGAUAACUAUACAUUGUAUAAAAUAUUACCUGAAAAUGCAAACGAUAUUCAAGUACUUCGUAAUAUACAAGAAAAUGAUCGAAGAUAUGAUUUCUGGACAAAUCCGGCUCCCAUUUUAGACUUUGUGAAUGUUAUGUCUAGUCCAGAACAUAAGAAUGAUCUGGAGGUUAUUCUUAAUGAUAAUGGAAUAAAAUUUACUGUAUCGAUGUCCAACGUACAAGAAGCUAUUAAUAAGGAGAAUCUAGGAACGUAUACUAGCAGAAAUCUCAGGUCAAUGAGAUGGGAUAGUUACUAUACACUGGAUCAAAUCAAUAAUUGGUUAGACGAUUUAGUUGCAAGGUAUUCUGAUGUAGCUACAAUCAUAGUUGGAGGUGAAACCUACGAAGGCAGACAAAUAAGAGGAGUCAAAAUAUCUCACGGAAGUGGAAAGAGAGCGAUUUUCAUUGAAAGCGGUAUACAUGCAAGAGAAUGGAUCACAAUAGCAACAACGAACUACAUAAUUGAUCGAUUACUAAGAAGUAAUAAUGAAGAUAUUAAAGCGAUUGCUAGAGAAUUUGAUUGGUACAUUUUCCCCGUAACAAAUCCAGACGGAUAUGUCUGGAGCCACGAUGAGUUCAGAAUGUGGCGUAAAAACAGAAGACCAAUUCGUUCAGAAUUUGGUGUGGAUUUAAACAGAAACUGGAACAGCAAUUGGUUCCUUCACGGAUCCAGUAUGGAUCCAUCUACCGACAUAUAUGCCGGCAAUGGUCCAUUUUCUGAGGUGGAAACAAGAACUUUAUCAGAAUAUAUACGAUCUCUUAGUGGGCAGAUUGAUUUGUAUCUAUCAAUGCAUUCUUUCAGUCAGCUGUUACUGUUGCCAUUCGGAAAUUCUACACAGGGUUAUGCAAAUUAUAAUGAUGCCAUGAACAUAGGAAGAAGAGCUAUGGGCGCCUUGUCAGUCAGAUAUGGAACUCAGUACGUAACAGGAAACAUCGCUGAGGCCAUAUAUCUUGCAACGGGUGGAAGCAUCGACUGGGUCAAAGAAGCUCUGAACAUUCCUCUUGUAUAUUGCUAUGAGUUCCGUGACAAAGGACAAUAUGGCUUCCUCCUCCCAGCUGAUCAAAUCAUUCCCAACAGCGAAGAAGUAUUGGACUCUUUAGUAGACCUUAUUUUCCAAGCUAAGCGAUUCGGAUACAUGAACAGUGCUAACAGUGCUAAUAAUGUCAAAAUGUCUACCUUAAAUCUGCUUAGUGUACUUGCAAUUAUUUUGUAUACGUACUAA